Messenger RNA from Fusarium tjaetaba, 870 nucleotides. RefSeq lists its product as uncharacterized. The record is from RefSeq and is a predicted model, not a curated record. Bases 1 to 870 code for a protein of 289 amino acids. The transcript is spliced from 2 exons. NCBI's taxonomy places the organism in Eukaryota, Fungi, Ascomycota, Sordariomycetes, Hypocreales, Nectriaceae.
AUGGAUUGCUUUGUGAAGCUUCCUGCGGAGAUCAAGUUCCAAAUAUUCGAGCAACUCGACUCACUGAGCGAUGCAGCAUCUCUCGUCGGGGCUUCUCCGUCAGUACGAGCUUGCUACCAAGAAAACCGAGACAAGCUCCUCAGACACAACAUUUCCUACAUCCGAGAGAUAUUCUAUAACGAUGAGCUCAUACCCUUGGCUUUGAUGGUUGCGAGAAUGCGACGUCGCUUGAAAAGGCGUCAGAACAUGGAUCAACUUGUGGAACUCCUGGAAGAUUAUGUUCGUGGGGGCAAGUCUAAGCUGUUUCGGCGGAAGUUUGAUGACUGGGAAGAGAACCUCAGACAGAUUCAAGAUCUCGUCAAUAUCAGCACAGAGAUUCUGGAGCUUUGUCCGAGGCCAACCUACGAGCACCGGCAAACAACACCACUAUUUUACAAGCCACUUCUAUCUAGGCUGUGGCACCACCGAUUCGUGGAAACCUACCUGCGCGAAGAGAUCAGUACUACUACGAAGCGCUAUGAUGCCAACAUAAUGUUUCCGCCUAAAGAAAAUCUUAGUCCUAAGCUAUACGAGUUCUUGUUCACGCCCAACCUUGCGGGGAGCAGGCUGCCCGGUAAGUUUACCACCAAUAUAGUAGACAUGAAUGUCGCUAUCUGUCGGUUUGGCAAUGGAACCUGGCGAGAGGUAGGUUUUAGUAUUUGCGAUCCCAUGUACGGACUGGGGAUAUCGAGAGAGAGGAAGCAUCAGAUACAGAGUUGGAGAGAUGAUCGAAGGAAAGCCUGGGAGGAGGAGGAUAGGAAGGCUCAGAUUGGGCAAAUGGUGGUAUAUAACGGCUGCGGGGAGCUGCUGCGAGCCGAUGAACUUAUUUAA